UUCGUCUGGCUUCAUUCUGUGUUCACUAUGCCUGAGCCCGCGAAGUCCGCUCCCGCCCCGAAGAAGGGCUCCAAGAAGGCCGUGACUAAGGCGCAGAAGAAGGACGGCAAGAAGCGCAAGCGCAGCCGCAAGGAGAGCUACUCGGUGUACGUGUACAAGGUGCUGAAGCAAGUGCACCCCGACACCGGCAUCUCCUCCAAGGCCAUGGGCAUCAUGAACUCGUUCGUCAACGACAUCUUCGAGCGCAUUGCGGGCGAGGCGUCGCGCCUGGCGCAUUACAACAAGCGCUCGACCAUCACGUCCCGGGAGAUCCAGACGGCCGUGCGCCUACUGCUGCCUGGGGAGCUGGCCAAGCACGCCGUGUCCGAGGGCACCAAGGCCGUCACUAAGUACACCAGCUCCAAGUGAGCGCGCAGAGCUCACAGCAAAUCCAAAGGCUCUUUUCAGAGC
Grammomys surdaster is the source of this 450-nucleotide messenger RNA. RefSeq names its product histone H2B type 1. The coding region runs from base 28 to 408 and encodes 126 amino acids. Gene Ontology annotation, cellular component: nucleosome. The record is from RefSeq and is a predicted model, not a curated record. NCBI's taxonomy places the organism in Eukaryota, Metazoa, Chordata, Mammalia, Rodentia, Muridae. The transcript has a single exon. Gene Ontology annotation, molecular function: DNA binding; protein heterodimerization activity; structural constituent of chromatin.